Molecule: messenger RNA, 2043 nt
Organism: Diuraphis noxia (Russian wheat aphid)
Lineage: Eukaryota; Metazoa; Arthropoda; Insecta; Hemiptera; Aphididae
Product: ankyrin repeat domain-containing protein 13D
Cellular component (GO): cytoplasm
Molecular function (GO): protein binding
Source: RefSeq, a predicted model, not a curated record
GUUAUUAUGUAUGCUUAGUGCUUACGUUUACGUACUUAGUAGUUGGUUCAGAUGCCGCACGAAUGACCUCUAAUAUAGUCAAUGUGCGGUGGGUGGUCAGUCGUGUCGCCGUCACAUCGUCUUCGUCUGGAUGAACCCGUCGUUUUAAUCACUUUCGAGUUCGACAUUGCUUCCGUGUAGUAUAAUAUUGGCUAUUGAGUUACCACUGCACAAUUGUCCGUGUGCCGGACUUUUGCAGACAAUAUGUUCUCCUCUGACGGACGACCGGAGAUGGUCUCUGGCCAACGAUGGGAGGCGCGCGCCAGGGUCGAUUUUCCGUUACACUACCUGAUAUGGUUGCGUGAGCACAAACUGUUGGAGGAGAAGCUAGAUGCAACCGGUUCCGAUCAACAGCCCACCGCUAAGAAUCAACUAGAAAAACUAGACCCUAGAGGUCGCACUCCUUUGAUGUUAGCCAUAACAUUAGGUGACAAAGAAUCAACUAGAAUAUUAAUAACCAGAGGAGCUAAUGUCAAUGUAAAGAAUGAUGAAGGAUGGACUGCAUUACAAGAAGCAAUUGCUACAGGUGAUCCAGAAAUGGUUAAGCUUGUUAUGGAACACAGAGACUAUCAACGUCAUUCAGAUCGAGCCACUGAUGUUUCAAAACUGUUAAAACUACUUGAAGAAUCGCCUGAUUUUUAUGUAGAAAUGAAGUGGGAAUUCAUUAGUUGGGUUCCAUUAGUAUCAAGAAUGUGUCCAAGUGAUACCUAUAAAAUAUUUAAACAGGGAUCUAAUGUGCGAAUUGAUACAACAUUAUUAGGUUUUGAUCAGGGUAAUUGGGAACGCGGAAAUUUGAGUUACAUAUUUUUGGGACAAAGUAAAUCAGCUACAUUUUUAGAAGUAGAUCAUGAAGCACACAGGGUUUAUGUAGAAGAAAUACAAAUGAUACCUUUAGAUCAAGGUAUUGAAGUGAUGCGUCCAUCAGAUGAUACAAUAGCCAGCAGAUUGUCUGCUCCUAUUGUUAGUUUUGAUAUAGAUACUAAAAAAAUUAGUUUUGAAAGGAAUAAAAGUGGUAUUUGGGGUUGGCGGCAAGAUAAAUCAGAAAUAAUUAAUGAUUAUAAUUGUAAAGUAUUUAGUGCAAGUAAUGUGGAAUUUGUUACCAAAUCAAGAACAGAGCAUAUGAAUGAAACUGAAAAAGCAAAAUUAAAUAAUACAAAAAAUCCCAUCCAAUCAAUUUUAGGCUCAAGUGAAGAAACAUGUCCAGUCAAAUCAGAUCUUGAAGUUACUAUGGCUGAAUAUUUUGACGAAUUGGUUGAUAUCAAAGGUAGAUAUAUACGGAAGCCAAUUGAGCAAACUACAAAAGUCACAAAAAUCAAGGCUAAUUUAUGGCUUAGUGAAGAUUACCCAUUGAGUUUGAAAGAACAGAUCAUGCCAAUUGUUGAUUUAAUGGCAAUUACUAGUUCUCAUUUUGCCAAACUAAAGGAUUUCAUUGAAAUGCAGCUCCCAUCAGGAUUUCCUGUUAAAAUUGAAAUACCACUAUACCAUAUUUCUAAUGCCCAAAUUACAUUUGGUAACUUAUUUGGGACCGAUAGAGCUGUAGAAGGUGUUCAAACAUUAGACUCUGACGGAAAAAUGUUCUGUGUAGUUGAAGAUUCUGUAUUUUUCCCUCCCAGAAAUUAUGUGGUGCUUGGUGCUGAACAAAGACGUCAAAUUGGUAUGGAUAAUGAUGAAGAACUACUUCAAUUUGCUGUUCGACAGAGUCUUUUAGAAACUGGAGCUGAAGAAGAUCAAGUUGAUAUUUGGGAAGCUUUACAAGUUCAACGACCAAAUACUCCCAAUGACCUUUAUUUCGAUCCAGGCGAUGAAGAAUUACAAAGAGCAAUCCAUGCAAGUUUGACUGAAUGUACAUUUGUGCCUCCGGUUUCACAAUCAGAAGCUUCAGAUUUAGUUGACAAUGCAACAGCUGAUGAUGCAGAUGCUGAUCUUAAAGCAGUACUGAGGUUGUCUAUUGAAGAAAAAAGACAGGCUGAACUACAGGCACAAAUGGAAGAAGAAAUGUUAGAA